Molecule: messenger RNA, 1011 nt
Organism: Bursaphelenchus okinawaensis
Lineage: Eukaryota; Metazoa; Nematoda; Chromadorea; Rhabditida; Aphelenchoididae
Source: the annotation of a GenBank genome assembly
AUGUUUGGACGUCGGAAUCCUCGCUUCUGGUUUUUGAACUGUUGUGUGUCGCCCCAAUCUGAGGUAUGGCUGAUUUUUUUGUAUUAUCUUGAUUGUUUUAGUGGUGUUUGGUUUAAUUUUUGUUUUACUUUAUUUUGAUCGUUUUAGAUACCUAAAAGUUUGCUUCAAAGUGUCAUAUUAUGCUUUAAUGUUGCCUUUUGCCAAAGGAUUUUUGCUUUAAAGUAUUUUUCCAGAUAGCACGAGUACGAAUCGACCGGUCAAUGAUCUCAGGACCAACGGAUUUCCGACAUAUUGUACAUCUUGGUGCUGACGAUUUAGGAUGUGUAAGAUUUUGAUAAUUUUUUAUGUUUUGAUUAAGGAUUUGAACCUCAAUUCUCAUUGUAAAAAUGCUGUUUUAGUCAGCAAAUAGGACGACGACGCUAUUAGCAUCAAAAGGGGACGACGAGUUUCAAAUGAACGUUCCAAUCAAUAUCAGGGCAAAUGAUAUUCCGAUUCAAGGUAAAUUUCUUCUAGAUGUAGCUAUUUUUAAAUAGUUUUUACGUAAUUUUUUUAUAACUUGACCUAGCUUUUAAAUUUUUUUAAAACCAUGUUCUUUGUUAUUAUUGUAUGUCAAAUGACUUUUGUGAUAUCACAAGAAGACCUUUAUGGAUUGUAAACCCUUUUUUUGACAAUUUUGAUAAGAGGUAUCGUCUUGUAAACUUGUCAAAAACAUACUUUUUAUAGUUUCACUGAUAACAAUGUUAUAGUACAAAGAUACAGUAGGAAAUAGUUAGUUUAUAGUACAAAAGAUACAGUUGCUAGCUUUAAUAUUACUGUACGAUACUACUGUAGAAAUUAUUUAUAUCAAUUUGUUUUUACCUACUUUAUCUUCCCCUACCCUGCGAUAAUUUGUCCUAGCAUAUUUAUUAAAGAAACAGGAAGACAAGCUUUGAGAGUAUCUUACUGUAACUUCUUGUUGUAAAACACGGUAUUUUUUACUUAGAAUUUUUAUUUUCAGCAGCUUCCGCUUAA